AUGACUAGACGAUCAGAGUCCGAGGAGAUCUUCAAGCGCAACAAGGCCGACUCUGGUCACCGCGCCCGGCAGAUGUCAAAAAAAGUCUACCUUCUCACGGGUAGCGCGUCCAGGGUAUCGACGAGGGAGAGAGUCCACCUUCUCACAAGUCGCGCGUCCGGGGUGUCGACGAGGGAGCCCACCUUCUCAUGGGGUGGCACAGCCAGCUCCUUUUUUUCGCCCGGUAUCGCCAAAAAAGUCCACCUUCUCACGGGGUGGCGCGUUCGGGGUGUCGACAAGGGAGUCCACCUUCUCACGGUGUGGCACAGCCAGUUCCUUUCUUUUCGCGCGACAUCGACCAAAAAAAGUCCACCUUCUCACGGGUGGCGCGCCUGGGGUGCCGACGAGGAAGGGAGUUCACCUUCUCACGAGGCGGCACAGCCAGUUCCUUUUUUUUUCGCGGGGAUGGGAUGA
This is a messenger RNA of Gaeumannomyces tritici R3-111a-1, 453 nucleotides long. RefSeq lists its product as hypothetical. Bases 1 to 453 code for a protein of 150 amino acids. Lineage: Eukaryota; Fungi; Ascomycota; Sordariomycetes; Magnaporthales; Magnaporthaceae. The transcript is spliced from 2 exons. The record is from RefSeq and is a predicted model, not a curated record.